This is a messenger RNA of Trematomus bernacchii (emerald rockcod), 2413 nucleotides long. RefSeq names its product ELAV like RNA binding protein 1a (gene elavl1a). The transcript is spliced from 7 exons. The record is from RefSeq and is a predicted model, not a curated record. Bases 186 to 1232 code for a protein of 348 amino acids. Lineage: Eukaryota; Metazoa; Chordata; Actinopteri; Perciformes; Nototheniidae. Gene Ontology annotation, molecular function: RNA binding. Gene Ontology annotation, cellular component: ribonucleoprotein complex.
CGGGACGUGAGUGGGCGUGGUGGGCUUUGUCACGUAGCUGCUGUUUCUUCCUCCGUUUCUUCUUCACUACGUGAUAUUGACUUGGAGGGAAGUGAACGUCGCAAAGGAAAGGACUAAAUAGAAGAAAGGAGCAGACACAACAACAUUACCCCCAAAAGCUGCCUCUGGAGCAGUGAAGUGUCUUCAUGGCAGUUCGUAGAGGACACAUAAAGUACAUGAAAGCCGAUCUGCAGGAGGCGUUUGACAUGUCGAACGGUUACGAAGAGCACAUGGGAGGGGACGAGGGGAAGGACUCCAAGACCAACCUGAUCGUGAACUACCUGCCUCAGAGCAUGUCGCAGGACGAGCUGCGGAGCCUCUUCAGCAGCAUCGGAGAGGUGGAGUCCGCCAAGCUGAUUCGAGACAAAGUCGCAGGCCACAGUUUAGGGUACGGAUUUGUUAACUAUCUUAACCCUAGUGAUGCAGACAGAGCUAUCAGUACACUGAACGGACUAAGGCUACAGUCCAAAACUAUCAAGGUUUCAUACGCACGGCCCAGCUCUGACACCAUAAAGGAUGCCAACCUGUACAUCAGCGGCCUGCCGAAGGCCAUGACCCAGAAGGACGUGGAGGACAUGUUUUCACGCUUUGGACACAUCAUUAACUCCCGUGUGCUUGUGGACCAGGCCACAGGUACGACAGGCGCUUCCCGCGGGGUGGCUUUCAUCCGGUUUGACAAGCGGGCGGAGGCAGAGGAAGCCGUCAAAACUCUGAAUGGGCAAAAACCACCCGGAGCCGCUGAGCCAAUCACAGUGAAGUUUGCAGCCAACCCAAACCAGGUGAAGAACACGCAGAUCAUCUCUCAGCUCUACCACAACCAGUCCCGGCGCUUCGGAGGGCCCGUGCACCACCAGGCGCAGCGCUUCAGGUUUUCUCCGAUGGGCGUUGAUCACAUGAGCGGCGUGGGGAACGCCAAUGUUCCCGGGAACUCCAACUCCGGCUGGUGCAUCUUCAUCUACAACCUGGGCCAGGACGCCGACGAGAGCAUCCUCUGGCAGAUGUUCGGCCCGUUCGGCGCCGUCACCAACGUCAAGGUGAUCCGAGACUUCAACACCAACAAGUGCAAGGGCUUCGGCUUCGUCACCAUGUCCAACUACGAGGAGGCGGCCAUGGCCAUCGCCAGCCUGAACGGCUACCGGCUCGGAGACAAGAUGCUGCAAGUGUCCUUUAAGACCAGCAAGGGCCACAAGUAAAGAGAGCGGGACAAUCGGGUGUAGAGGAGAGAUGGAGGAGACCUGCGCCAGGCUGUUAUAGCAGAGAGCAGAAGUACGCAUUUUCAAAGUCUGGCACAUCUGUUUGAUUUUUAGUGUAUUCAGAGUUAAACGAGAUGUUCACUCUUCUGCACCUUUGUACUUGUCUAAAAGAGUGUUGAGGCUUUUUUUUUUCUCAUCUUUUUAUACUCAUGCUAGAGGCUUGAGAGACACUCGGUAGUUUUAAUGUUUAGUGGGGGGGUGGAGAGGGUGAAAUCCCAUGAUUCCCCCGGAUAACUUUUUGAAAAUUAUCUAAAAAUACUGUCCGUAUCUGUUGCAUGUUUAACUGUGGGGACUAGAUAAAGGAGGCCGGCAAAUGGUUCUGAGCACUGCACAAAAAAAAAUAAGGAAGGUCCCACAUUGUUCUCAAAGUGUUGACAUGUUAGUGGAUGAAAAAAAAAAAAAAUGCGACGGACAUUUUUCUUGCCAGUGGUUGUUUUGGAAAAGCAGUGCUCUGUUCUGGAUCCUCGUCAUAAGUAGAGCUAGAAGCCUUAAACGAUCAUCCAGUGGAGACUCAGACCUACAGCACUGCUCACCGUCUCGAGUCAAUCUAAGAGCAAAGCACUUUUAACUUAUCUGCUUUCGGUUACUUUGAAUAUCAGUCUUUUUGAUGUUAAUCCGGGACUCUCGCUCAUCCUCCAACCGUUUUAAAACACGACUAACUCUGUAGGGAAAUGUUUCUGUUUUUGUUAUCCCCGUGUAAAGUGUCUUUUCAUUAUAAGUUGCAUUUCAGGAGAAACCUGUUGAAUAUGAACCCAAGUCGAUGAGUAUGAGAAUAAGAUGGACCAAAGGCAGGGAGAGAUUUGAUCCCUUUACUGUAGACAAACCAGAUUAAGGUAGAUAUAUACCUUAUGUUGACGUUCGAAGGUACUAUGGUAUAUCUGACGGAGAGCAACAUCACUUUGUCUCAGUAUGCCGUUUUUUUAUUUUUAUUUUUGUUCGAAAGGCAACGUUUUCUUAUCUGUUACCAACUUGUUUUUGCCAGUGCUCAUCUCAAGUUUGGAGCGAAAUGAAUGGCCUUUUGUUAAUUAUCUCAUUUUUUGAUUUCUUUUUCUUCCUUUCUUUUGUUUUGGUAGUUUCACUUUGAACAUAAACCAUUAAAUUUUAUUUCUUUUUGCCGAAAG